This is a messenger RNA of Entrophospora sp. SA101, 1236 nucleotides long. The record is from the annotation of a GenBank genome assembly. NCBI's taxonomy places the organism in Eukaryota, Fungi, Glomeromycota, Glomeromycetes, Entrophosporales, Entrophosporaceae.
AUGUCAGCAUAUAGUGAGGAUGUUUUAAUUGUAAAACUUAACAAGCUUGUAGACACACAAGAGUCUAUUUCGCUAUUAUCUCAAUACAUUUGGCAUCGUGAACUUCGUAAAGCAUCAUCGGCUCGAAAACUUUCGUUUAUUUAUCUUUGUAAUGAUGUUUGUCAAAAUAGUCGUAGAAAAGGACCUGAAUUUAUUCAAGCGUUUAAAAAAGUCCUUCCAGAAGCCAUCGAACAUGCAUAUCGUCAUGCAGUACCUCAUGUUCAAAACUCAAUAACAAGAGUUAUUAAUAUAUGGGAUGAGCGAGAAGUAUUUGACCAUGAUUUUAUAGAUCAAUUAAGGGAAAAUUUGACAGGACAAAAAUCAAUUACAAAAACCAAAGAAGUACAACCAGAUCAAAGCAAUGAUUUGCCACCAAAUUUUAAUCGACCAGAAUUUAUCAAAUUAGCAACAACUACCAAAUCAAUAGUUGAUUUAGAAUUAGUUAUACAUGAGUCCAGUAAUAAGGUUUCUAAGUUUUGGACAGAAGUUAUGGAGGUUGAAGAGAAACCUAGACCAUCUAUUCUUUCUAUACAUCUUGAUCAUCUUCAAAGAAUAUUGAAUGAACAUGAAAGUCAUAUUAAAAAACAAAUUAAUAAUAGAACAAAUUUUAUCAUUCAAAUGAAAGAAAUUAUUUCACAAGAAGAGACGAAAUUAAGAUUGGACAAUAAGAAUUUGACAGAUAUUCGAUGUAAAAUAGACGAAUCGAAAGAAUUAAUAGAACAAUUAAAAGCCAUCACUGUUUAUCAAAAUGAGACAACAGAGCAAAAACAUUCAAAUCAAGUCAUUAAUAGUAAUAAUGAUAGUACAAAUGACUUUAUUCAAAAAGGGGAUGAUAAUAAUAAUAAUUAUUAUUAUUUACAAAUGAAAGCCAAUAAUAAUGAGUCUUCUUCGGUUAAUAAUAUCAACAAUAUGAUGGAAUAUGAUCCAUCGCAAUUAAACCUAAACCAGACACAAUUAAAUCCAUCACAAGUAUUACAAUCACAAUUACUUCAGGCGCCGUCAAACCAACCCAAUCUACAACUAAUGCAGCAGCAGCAGCAACUACUACAAUUACAACACUUACAACAUUUACAACGAUUAUUUCAACCACAGUCAUCUGCACAACCAUUACCGCACGUAACACUUCCAACAGCCUCUCCAUUCACAGAUCAAUUAUCCACUACCACCGUUCCCACUACUUUUGUUGGUUUAUGGUAA